Messenger RNA from Colletotrichum siamense, 597 nucleotides. It is a transcript of the gene tdiE-3, whose product is annotated as putative methyltransferase tdiE. The record is from RefSeq and is a predicted model, not a curated record. The transcript is spliced from 4 exons. NCBI's taxonomy places the organism in Eukaryota, Fungi, Ascomycota, Sordariomycetes, Glomerellales, Glomerellaceae. Bases 1 to 597 code for a protein of 198 amino acids.
AUGUCAGAUACGGUGCCACCCAACGUGUGGUUCGAAGUCGAUGAUCUCAAUGAGGAUUGGAACUGGUCACAACCGUUUGAUUACAUCCACAGUCGCUUUAUGAACGCGUCCAUUGCGAACUGGCCAGAUUUCGCGACGAAGAUCUUCAAUAACCUCACUCCUGGUAGGUACGUUGAACUGGUUGAACUCGACCUUCAUGCGCGCUCCGACGAUGGGACUCUCAAGCCAGACUCUGCCAUAACACAAUGCACCAGAUUGUUGGGGGAAGCUGCUGAGAUAUUCGGACGCCCUUACCAGGAAGUCCCGCCUCUCGUGCAAGUUCUUCAAAAUGCCGGUUUUGUCGACGUAAAAAUACAUGUGCACAAGUGGCCGACGAACACUUGGCCGAGGGAUCCUAAAUAUAAGGAGCUAGGCAUGUGGGCCAACGACAACUUCAAUGAUGGAUUUGAAUCGUUCGCUAUGGCGCCUUUGACCAGAGCUCAUAACUGGAAAAGGGCGGAGGUCCAGAUUUUGCUCAUGCAAGUGCGAAAGGAUUUGAAAAACAGAUCCAUUCACGCGUACUGGCCAAUGUACAACAUCUACGGACGAAAGCCUUGA